Molecule: messenger RNA, 4699 nt
Organism: Micropterus salmoides (largemouth bass)
Lineage: Eukaryota; Metazoa; Chordata; Actinopteri; Centrarchiformes; Centrarchidae
Gene: npbwr2b
Product: neuropeptides B/W receptor 2b
Exons: 2
Coding region: 1042-2049 (335 amino acids)
Biological process (GO): neuropeptide signaling pathway
Cellular component (GO): membrane; neuron projection
Molecular function (GO): neuropeptide binding; neuropeptide receptor activity
Source: RefSeq, a predicted model, not a curated record
GCAGCAGAGGCUGGAGAGCAGCUCGUCUCCCACAGAGGUAAGACCGGAGGAGAGUGACUUUACCAGGGACACAGAUGACGAUUUUGAUAUGCGCCACUUGUGCGUAAAACCCUGGCACCGUCUCCAGAGCGCGCAGGAAGCACCGAGAGGAAACACCACCACCCAAAUCAUUAAAAAACAUCGUUAACCUUCUCGUGGACACGUCCAAUUUUUAAACACUCUUUUAAAAACAUUUUUAAAAAUUUGGAACCGGAGGAAGAGAGAAUCGGAGGAAGAGUGGAAGGAAAUCUUGUGCUAGGACCGUCCCAACAUCGGAAGACAGAAUAUGAUUUUCACGCCGACUUCAUGAAGGAAAACUUAGGGAAUUAAUUCGAGUGGAGACAAAGUAUCAAAUGUUUUUAAAUAAUUGGAAAAUCAACCCUGAAACUAAACUGAUAGAUGUUGAGUGAGCAUGAAGCAGAGCCUCAGAGCGUUUUCACAUCAAGGACACUCCACAUUUCAGAUCCACAUUUCACCGCGGACUAACCCUCCUAGAGUGAGAAUUUUUCGGAGAAAAACCAUUUGACAGAAUUAUUAUUUAUGCAUAUGAUUUCCUUACAUCAUUCUGUAACUGUCUAGUAAGCAUUGAGGUAAGAGUGCACAGUUUACAUAAAUUCUUGCAUGUACUGUCUUUUUCAUCCAGAAACUGAAACAGAGAAAUUACUGACCCUAUUUUAAAUAGUGGACCUGCUGUUACCUUCUCAGUAACAUGCUGUUUUUCCACUGACCUCCAAUUGGGAACUGUUGCUCUAAAUACUGGUCUCUUCUAUAUUGUCUGCUAGUGGUCAGAGGCCAAGCUCCUCACUAAUGAUGUAAUUGAGAGUGGUCCCACUUUAACUUAACCUGCCCAACUUUUUAGGCUCUAUGCCAAUUUACUGAUGUAUCCUAUGUGAGAAGAUGUCUAAAAAUGAAGACAAAUAAAAUAUUUUCCUCUAUCUUGAAUUCCCUCCAAUGCUCAGAGACUCUUAGUUUGCCAACGUCCGUAUAACUUUCUCUUCAAACAUGGAGAAUGUGUCUAUCCCCAAUGGUGCACCACCAGUCUGUAAUGACUCUGUGGACUUCUACUCCCUCACGACAGGAAACCUCACUGACCUGAACUGCACUCCUCCUUACUUCUACGCUGACCUGUAUGUAAUUUUACCGGUUAUCUACUCUGUAAUCUGCGCAGUGGGAUUGACAGGUAACACGGCUGUCAUCUAUGUGAUCCUCAAAGCCCCCAAGAUGAAAACAGUAACCAAUAUGUUCAUCCUGAACUUGGCCAUUGCAGAUGAUUUGUUCACUUUGGUGUUGCCAAUCAAUAUAGCCGAACACUUGCUUCACUACUGGCCUUUUGGUGAGGUUUUGUGCAAAGUCAUCCUUAGCAUUGACCACUACAACAUCUUCUCCAGUAUCUAUUUCCUGACAGUUAUGAGCAUCGACCGCUAUCUGGUUGUUUUGGCCACAGUGAGGUCUAAGCGCAUGCCUUACCGCACCUACCGUGCAGCCAAAAUCAUUUCAUUAUGUGUCUGGAUCCUCGUUAUCCUCAUUGUCAUGCCUUUCACUGUUUUUGCUGGUGUCUACGUCGACCCAAAUGAUGGGAGGAAGAGCUGCGUGCUCAGUUUCCCCAGCCCUGAGAGGUUGUGGUUCAAAGCGAGCCGGAUCUACACACUCAUCCUGGGCUUCGCCAUUCCAGUCUCAACCUUCUGCAUAUUAUACACCAUGAUGCUCUACAAGCUGAGGAACAUGCGACUCAACAGCAAUGCCAAGGCGCUGGACAAGGCCAAGAAGAAAGUAACCAUCAUGGUGUUUAUUGUCUUGGCCGUCUGCUUGUUCUGCUGGACUCCGUUCCACCUCAGCACCAUCGUGGCUCUGACGACGGACUUGAGGACCACACCACUGCUGAUUGGGAUCUCAUACUUCAUAACCAGCCUGAGCUACGCCAACUCCUGCCUCAACCCGUUCCUCUAUGCGUUCCUGGACGACAGCUUCAGGAAAGCCUUCAAGAAGAUGUUGGAAUGUAGACCUGCCUGAAUGUACCAUAGUACCACACAUGAAACCUGUUGCAAAGGUCUACAAAGACUUACUGAGUGAGGACAGACUGUGAUGGAAAAAUUAGAUGGGAAGGAUUGAAUCAAAUCAAAUCUGAAUUCCUCUGAAUUGAUUUGAUUGGUUUGUUAAAGCUGCACUAGGCAAUUUUGCACAUUGUUUGCACAUGAUACAUUUUAUAUAUCUUUAAUAUAUAGAAAGCAUGUAAAAUUAUUCCUUUAAACUGCACACAAUGUAACAUUCACGUUAAUGAGACUAUAAAUCCUUUAAACACACACACAGUAAACCAGAACAUUUGUGAGUUCAGAUUCAUCUAGACAGAGAGCUGUCUGAGUGUCACUUGAGUUUAAAUGAAUCACUUCCUGUGGUUGGAGAACUUGUGCAGGCACACUUCAGUCUAAUGCAUUUUAUGAGGGAAAAGAUUAUUUUCUUUGUCACAGCUGGACUGUUUGUAUUUUUACAGAAUUUGCCUAGUGCAGCUUUGUAUGGCUCUAAAAGCAAAGUGAGAGAUGUUGACAGAAAUGGGCAAUAUAGCUUGACAUAGGGAUUGAUAUUGACAUAGGCAUCGAUUCUAACUUUGCUUAACCAGUUCUUUUGAUUACACAAGACAAUAAUGGUAUUAAAAACCAAAAGCAUGUUAUACUGGACAUCUGCUAUGUGAAAAAAAAUACAGUUAAACACAAUGUCAGUGACUUGCAUUGUGUCAGUUAAAUCAAUGUCAUGAGAAUUUUCAGGGUUUAAGGGUAACAGGAUGCAUGUCAGGGCAAUACAGAUAUUUGUUCAUAAAUUGUUACAAAAUUGGUUGGAUGACUUGAGAAUUUUUUGUGAUCAUGUAUGCAAACACUUAAUCUGCCUUUAAAUGAUGCUGUGGUGUUUUGAGCAAAGUAAUCUCAAAAGAACCAAAUGAUACAUUUUGGGGAUUACCUGAGGUUUUAGACUUCUGUUUGUCAGGUAAACAAGCAGGUUGCAGAGGUCAAUUUGCUAAAUAUCACCUGAACAAUGAAUAAAAUGAUAGAUUGUUUAAAUGAUGGCGCUGCAUAGAUGAAGAAUGAAGUUCUGGUAAACAUUGUUUUUCCAGAAUGUAUAUGCAGCAUUUAAGAAAUAAAAAAGGAAGCUUACCAACCCUGACAACAGCACUUAAUACAGGCUUGGGGCAGGAGGGCUAUGUAAAGUGUAAUGUGCAUUGUAAUGUGCGUUUCUCUUCAUGUCAUUUUUUUUGUGUGCUCUAGUCGCCCCCUGUUGUCAACAGGGGGGUGUUACCUGAAACUGCAGUCAGACAUUUGGUGCAAAGACACCACUUUAAAAACAUUAUGUACAAUUUCCCCUUUUUUUCCAUGGAUAUUAGUGAACAUGGUAUCUGAUGUAUAAUUUCCACCUCAUAAUGAAGUCAAUUCUCAGAUGUAAAGAUUUUAAAUAUUAUCUGCAAUCCAUUGAGAUUUACAAACAUACUGUGCAAAAUUAGCAUCUAUUUCCAUUUUGUGUCCUUGAAUCACAGUUCAGAGUUUAGUUUGCGCAGCUUAAAUCACAAAGUCAAUGCAAACUUAUGUAUUUUAUGUGCAAAGGGGAAAAAGAGGGGCUUAUUUGAAGCAUCACUAUGUAAAGCAUGAUAUCAAUCAAAGAAGAUACAUGUAGGUAAGACAAAAAACAUUUCUAUGCUUAAGAGUUUAAAUAUGAUUUGAUAAGAUUAUUUAUUUACAGUGGUAUUCCUAAAUGUGGUUGUUUGCUGGGCAUUUGUAGGACUUGUUGACUUGAUGCAUUUACAUGAUGCAUGCAUAUAUUUAAAAAUUGUAAUUAAAUAAUGAUUUAACAGUUUGACCAUCAUGUAAUGUGUCUGAAGCUUCCUCUGGGUGCUUAAAAGUUGCACGCAAGGGAAUUACAUACUCAAAUUUACUGUUGAAAGGUUUCUAGACAAGCAAAAAUUCCCAAGAGUAAGAGUCCUGGCACAAGAUCUAUUUUCUAGUAUAAACUCUUAAUUUCAACUUAAAUUUUACUGUAAUUUUCUUUUAAGGCUGCACCAUUCUAUCAAACAGAAACAACUUGCAUGAUGCAUUUUACUAGAAUAUAUCCUAUAUAUCUGGUGAAUUGAGAUCUAAAAAAUCCUUGCUUGUCCAAACAACACAAGUUUAUAAAGAGGGUUGUAUAGGCUGCAAAAAGUAUUGUGUUCAAUGAUCCAUUUUGAUGAUUCAUAUUCUGUUAGAGAGGUUUCUGUCUUCAGUGUAGUACAAUUUAACAAUAAAUAAUAUUAUAGUGUAACAAAAGACAAUUUUACAUACUAUUCUCUUUUAAACAUUAUAAAUCAUUACACACUAUACCAGUGUGAUUCAUUUAAGCAUCUGAUGACUAUAAAUUCAGCAAAACGUUUUUACUGUUGUAGAUGACAUCAGCUUGCAGCAGCAGCUCUAUACUGUGUGUCCUACUGUAAAUAGCUCAUUUAACUGUACAAAGGGAUGUAUAGUGAAAUCAUGAUAAAAAAAAAAAGUCUUGUUAAAAUUUGAGUUGAAGAUUAUAAAUCAUUGUCUUGUAUGCAGCCUGUAAUAAGAAUCACAACUCAUUUAUUUGUGCAUUUUAGAAGUCUUUCAUGUCUGUCAAUACCUGCAAAUGACUUGAUAAAUCUAAGUUUAUUUUCCCACUGGUA